UGCCUGGCUCACUCUUGCCGGGACAGCUGACAAACGUUGUAGUUGGCGAGGUUAUAUUUGUGAAAGUAAAACGUUGCAUCGCUUCGAUUACAAACACUCAUCAUACGUAUGCGCUUCAGUAUUCGACCGAUAUAAAAUGAGCAAAUACCGGCGGAAAGAAUCCUCGACGGAAGGAAGUGAUAGCGACAGUGAAGAGGAAAGGCGAAAGAGGGAUAUCAAGGAAAGAGAUGAAUUUGCACGUCGUCUCAAAUCCAAGGAUGACACCAAGGUACGCAAGGUUGCUACCCCAGCUGGGUCUGGAGCUGCGGAAGCAGCAAAGAGACUCAAAAUCAUGGAGGUACAAUCCCGAGAUAGGCUCGUUCCAAAGCUUAGAGUGGAGUCCCGUAGAAAAUAUUUGGAAAAGCGAAAGGAAGACAAGGUGGCUGAACUAGAAGCUGAUAUUCUCGAUGAUGAAUAUCUUUUCGAAGAUCAGAUCUUAACGGAACGAGAGAAAAGAGAGCGUGAACAUAAGAAACAAUUACUACAAUUGGCUAAGGAACAUGAAAAAGCACGCGAAAUGGAACGAGUACAGAGAUAUCAUAUGCCUCAUGAAAGAGGCAAAGAUGCCGUUGAACCUGAAGUUAUCGAUUUGGAGCCACCUCAGUCCGAACAAAGCAAAUGGGAAUCCGACCAAAUGUCAUCUGCAGUCUUUCGAUUCGGAGCCAAAGAUAGAAAAGCUAAAGAAGACUACGAUUUAUUAUUAGAAGAUGAAGUAGAGUUUGUCCAGGCUUUACAAAUACCAGGUACUUCUAAAGAAAAGAAGCGUGUUCUUUCACCACCAAGGGAAGGAAAAACAUUGACUACCAUUGAAGAAACUCAAAAAAGUCUUCCCAUAUAUCCCUUCAAGCAUGACUUGAUACAGGCUAUCAGGGAUCAUCAGGUAUUGAUCAUUGAAGGAGAAACUGGCUCUGGAAAGACUACACAAAUUCCUCAGUAUCUUUAUCAGGCAGGUUAUGCCGAAGAUGGUAAGAUCAUAGGGUGUACUCAACCAAGAAGAGUAGCUGCCAUGUCUGUAGCGGCUAGGGUUGCACACGAAAUGGCAGUAAAACUUGGAAAUGAAGUUGGAUAUGCUAUUCGUUUUGAAGACUGUACUUCUCAACGAACUCGUAUCAAAUACAUGACCGAUGGUACGCUGCAUCGUGAAUUCCUCAGUGAACCCGACCUUGCCACUUACAGUGUGAUGAUUAUAGAUGAGGCUCACGAACGAACGUUACACACUGACAUUCUAUUUGGAUUGGUCAAAGACAUAACCCGGUUUCGUACAGACCUCAAGCUGUUGAUAUCUUCAGCUACAUUGGAUGCUACCAAGUUCAGUGAAUUUUUCGACGAUGCUCCAAUUUUUCGUAUUCCCGGUAGACGAUUUCCUGUCGACAUUUACUAUACAAAGGCACCUGAGGCAGACUACAUCGACGCUUGCGUUGUAUCUAUCCUUCAAAUACAUGCUACGCAACCACACGGAGAUAUCCUUGUCUUCCUCACCGGUCAGGACGAGAUAGAGACUUGCCAGGAGAUGCUGCAAGAACGUGUAAGGAGACUAGGGACUAAAUUAGCUGAGCUUCUUAUUUUACCUGUCUACGCCAACUUGCCCAGCGAUAUGCAGGCAAAAAUAUUUCAGCCUACACCUCCUGGUGCUCGCAAGGUGGUUCUAGCCACGAAUAUAGCAGAGACGUCAUUGACAAUAGACAAUAUCGUCUAUGUAAUCGAUCCAGGCUUUGCCAAACAGAAUAAUUUCAAUUCUCGAACCGGGAUGGAGAGCUUAAUGGUAGUUCCGAUCAGCAAAGCCUCCGCCAAUCAAAGAGCAGGCAGGGCGGGCAGAGUAGCACCUGGGAAAUGCUUCAGGUUGUACACUGCGUGGGCUUAUCAGCAUGAACUAGAGGACAAUACUGUCCCAGAAAUACAAAGGAUUAAUCUCGGUAACGCAGUAUUGACGCUCAAAGCACUUGGCAUCAACGAUUUGGUUCAUUUUGACUUCCUCGAUCCUCCGCCCCAUGAGACACUGGUACUUGCGUUGGAACAACUGUACGCCUUGGGAGCUCUGAAUCAUCGUGGAGAGUUAACGAAACUUGGACGGAGGAUGGCAGAGUUUCCUCUAGAUCCGAUGAUGGCUAAAAUGCUGUUGGCUAGUGAACGGUAUCGUUGUUCGGAGGAAAUAGCAACUAUUGCUGCUAUGCUCUCGGUCAAUGGAGCAAUCUUUUAUCGCCCCAAAGACAAGAUCAUUCAUGCGGACACUGCGAGAAAGAAUUUUCACGUGCCUGGUGGAGAUCAUCUCACAUUAUUAAAUGUAUACAAUCAGUGGCAGCAAAGUGAUUUCAGUACGCAUUGGUGUUACGAAAAUUUCAUCCAGCACAGAUCAAUGAAACGAGCAAGAGACGUUCGAGAGCAGCUCGUAGGUCUAAUGCAGAGAGUUGAAAUGGAACUUGUCUCAGGAAUCGAUGAAACUAUUAAUAUAAGAAAGGCAAUAACGGCAGGUUACUUUUAUCACGUCUCGCGAUUGUCGAAGGGCGGUCAUUAUAAAACAGCGAAACACAAUCAAACUGUUUCGAUCCAUCCAAAUAGUUCUCUGUUCCAAGAAUUGCCGCGAUGGCUGCUGUAUCACGAGCUUGUAUUCACAACUAAAGAAUUUAUGCGGCAGGUAACAGAGAUCGAGAGCAAAUGGCUACUGGAAGUGGCACCGCAUUAUUACAAGCCAAAGGAACUGGAAGAUUCAACAAAUAAGAAAAUGCCCAAGGUUGCUGGUAGAUCUCGUCCCGAUGGGACCAACUGAUGAAAAAAAUUCGCCAUAAACAACCGUGUGGACCAUCGUUAUUUAACAAAGUUAUCAAUGGACAUAUCCUUCAGUGGAACGUGGUUGCGCAUCGCCAAAGAAAUGGACUCUAGAAUGUUCUCUGUUGAAUUUGUUGAUCUUAAGCCUUUACUGUUACGGCAAUACCGGAUUGCGAGACUUCCACCCGAAUUGUUAUCGGUCUCGUGCCAUCGAACUCUCGAAAGUCAGUGCGGCGAAACGGUAGUUAAUUCUGCGAUUACCGUGAGUGUUAUUCAACUCGAACAGAAUCAAAUUUAUAAUAAAAAUAAUGAAAAUAAA
Molecule: messenger RNA, 3121 nt
Organism: Athalia rosae (coleseed sawfly)
Lineage: Eukaryota; Metazoa; Arthropoda; Insecta; Hymenoptera; Athaliidae
Gene: l(2)37Cb
Product: probable pre-mRNA-splicing factor ATP-dependent RNA helicase mog-4
Exons: 12
Coding region: 137-2803 (888 amino acids)
Cellular component (GO): catalytic step 2 spliceosome; intracellular anatomical structure
Molecular function (GO): RNA binding; ATP binding
Source: RefSeq, a predicted model, not a curated record